Coniophora puteana RWD-64-598 SS2 is the source of this 3546-nucleotide messenger RNA. RefSeq names its product vacuolar protein sorting-associated protein 35. The record is from RefSeq and is a predicted model, not a curated record. Gene Ontology annotation, biological process: intracellular protein transport; retrograde transport, endosome to Golgi. Gene Ontology annotation, cellular component: retromer, cargo-selective complex; retromer complex; late endosome. NCBI's taxonomy places the organism in Eukaryota, Fungi, Basidiomycota, Agaricomycetes, Boletales, Coniophoraceae. The coding region runs from base 44 to 3295 and encodes 1083 amino acids. The transcript is spliced from 10 exons.
AUUAGCUGCACGCUAUCCGCUACAACAACGCGACGUGCUCAACAUGGCCGCGAUGCCCCCUGUCGAAGAGGGCAAGCUCCUCAGCGAGGCCCUGGGCACAGUCAAGGUCCAGACGGGCCAGAUGAAGCGUCACCUCGAUAACGAUGAUAUUAUGGAUGCGCUCAAGAGCGCGAGUCUUAUGCUCGCCGAGCUGCGCACCUCCUCGCUGUCGCCCAAGCAGUACUACGAGCUCUACAUGGCCGUGUUCGACGCCCUCCGGCACCUCUCCAACUACCUCUACGACGCGCACACCCAGUGCCGGCACCACCUCGCCGACCUGUACGAGCUCGUCCAGUACGCGGGCAACAUCGUCCCGCGCCUCUACCUCAUGAUCACCGUCGGCUCCGUGUACAUGUCCGUCCCCGAGGCGCCCGUCAAGGAGAUCAUGAAGGACAUGAUGGAGAUGUCGCGCGGCGUGCUGCACCCCAUCCGCGGCCUGUUUCUGAGACACUAUCUGAGCGGGCAGACGCGCGACCAUUUGCCGGUGGGCUUGGACGACGGGCCCGGCGGGAACCUGCAGGACUCGAUCGCGUUCGUGCUGAGCAACUUCAUCGAGAUGAACAAGCUGUGGGUGCGUCUGCAGCACCAGGGGCACUCGCGCGACCGCGAGAAGCGCGAGAUGGAGCGCAAGGAGCUGCGCAUCCUCGUCGGCACGAACCUCGUCCGCCUCAGCCAGCUCGACGGCGUCGACCUCGGCCUCUACCAGCGCACGAUCCUGCCCAGCGUCCUCGAGCAGGUCGUCUCGUGCAAGGACGUCAUCGCCCAGGAGUAUCUCAUGGAGGUCGUCAUUCAGGUGUUCACGGACGAGUUCCACCUGCACACGCUCGGACCCUUCCUCUCCGCGACCGCACAGCUCCACCCAAAAGUAAACAUCAAGCAGAUCGUGAUCGCGCUGAUCGACCGGCUCGCCGCGUACGCCGCGCGCGAGGCGGAGAACGAGGACCCGGAGGAGACCAAGCGCCAGGAAGAGGCGGCCGCGCGCAGGCUCGCGGAGAAGGUCAAGAUACAAAAGGCGGUGCGCGCACGAGAGAACGGGAGUGCGGGCGCGUCGUCGGCGUAUGCGUAUCAUGAGCCGGCGAGGCCCGACGAGGCGGAUGCGUGGGGCGAUGUGCCGCCGCCGGCGCUGGCGGGGAGCGAGGGGGCGCCGACGAGUCCGACGGUGGCGACGACGGAGGAGAAUGGGUUGGCGUCGGGGACGGUUGAGUCGGAGACGACGUUGAAUGGGAGCGGGGAGAAGGCGGAGGGCGAGGGCGAGGGUGCGCCGGGCGUGGAUAAGGGCAAGGAGAAGGCGACGGAGAAGGAGUUGCCGCCUGUGCGCAAGUUCCGCGGGGUGCCCGAGGACGUGCAGCUGUUCGAGGUGUUUUGGCAGCAGGUCGUUGAGCUUAUCAAGGCGCGCCCGGACCUGUCGAUACAGGAUAUCACGGCGCUAUUUGUGUCGCUCACGAACCUCUCGCUGAGUUGCUAUCCCGACCGGCUAGAAUACGUCGACCAGAUCCUCACAUUCGCGUCAGACAAGGUCAAAGAGUUCGGCACAAGCCCAGACCUGCACUCGCCACAAACGACCUCGAACCUCGCCGCGCUGCUCGUCGCGCCGAUCAACUCGUACCAGUCCGUGCUGACGCUGCUCGCGAUCCCGCGGUACGUCCCGCUGCUCACGCAGCAGCUCUUCUCGACGCGGCGCUCGAUCGCGACGUCGAUCGUGUCUUCGGUGCUCAAGAACGAGACGGUGAUCGAGACGCCCGAGGACGUGCAUGGGGUGCUGGAGCUGUGCCAUGUGUUGAUCAAGGACCAGGUGGACCAUGCUGGUGCGCCUGGGCAGGGGCAGGGCGUGGCACCGGGGCAGGGGAUGGGGAUGGGCGCGGCGAAGGAGGUGAGGAGGCAGGGGCCGUAUCAUGUCGAGCGGGAGGAACUCGCGGAGGAGCAGGGGUGGGUGGCGAGGAUGGUGCAUCUGUUCAGGGCGGAGUCGCUGGACGUGCAGUUCGAGCUCCUCCACACCGCGCGCAGACACUUCGAGGCGGGCGGCGAGCGCAUGCGGUACACGUUCCCCGCGCUGAUCACCGCGUCGAUCCACCUCUGCCGGCGCUACGUCGCGCGCAGCGCCGUCGAGGACGAGUGGCCCGCGCGCGUGCACGCGGUGCUCAAGUUCGCGCGGCAGCUCACGAGCAUCCUCGCGACGCAGGUCGAGGCGCCCGCACCUGCGCUGCGCCUGUUUCUUCUCGCGGCGCAGACGGCGGACGCGUGUGGGCUCGAGGCGAGGGCGAGCGGGGCUGAUGCGGGUGCGGGGAGUAGGAGGCCCAAGUCCAAGCACACGCACAAGUCUGAGCCCGGGAAAAGCGAGGGCGAGGACUCUGAUGCGGAUGCAGACAGCGAUGACGCCGCCGACGCAGAAGCAGACGCAGAAGCAGACGCAGAAGGAACCACGGACCCGUCGUUCGAGGACCUCGCGUACGAUCUGUACGUGCAGGCGUUCACGGUCUACGAGGACGCGAUCUCGGAGUCGCGCGCGCAGCUGCAGGCGAUCACGCUGAUCAUCGGGGCCCUGCAGGGCGCGCGCGUGUUCAGCGUGGAUAAUUAUGAUACGCUGAUUACGAAGGCGGCGCUGCAUGGGGCGAAGCUGCUGAAGAAGCCGCAUCAGGCGGGCGCGGUGCAUCUUGCGAGCCAUAUGUGGUGGCAGGAGGCGCCGGCGCCGGGCGGGGAGGGGGAGAAGGGCGAGGGGGGUGUGGAGGCGGAUGCGGGUGGGGAAGGUGGGGAGGGAGGGGAGGCGGUUGUGGAGGAGAAGGGGGAGCAGGAGAGGAGGGCGGGGUCGAGUUUGGUGGGGCGGGAUGAGGAGGGGCCGAGGGCUUACCCGCAUCAGGACAGCAAGCGCGUGCUCGAGUGUCUGCAAAAGUCGCUCCGGAUCGCCAACUCGGCGACAGAGGAGAUCGUGACGGUGCAGCUGUACUGCGACGCGCUCGACCAGUACCUGUACUACUUUGACCGCGGCGCCCCCGCCGUCGCAGCGCGCUUCGUCAACUCGCUCGUCGAGCUCAUCUGCGCCAACAUCGACAGCGUGAACGCGCCAGACGUGCACCCGUCGCAGCGCGCGCCGCCUGCGCUGCUCGAGGGCGUGCAGACGCCGCACGCGAUCGCGACGCAUUUCCGCAACACGCUGUUGUAUAUCCAGAGCAAGAAGGCGGCGCAGAGCGGGGAGCGCUCGUCAAGAUGGGACGAGGUGGACGUUGUGGGCGCGUUUUUGAAGAUGGGGAUCAACCGGUAGUUUGCUUCGCCUUUUGCUUUGAUAGGGAGUGGCGCAUAAAUGGCGGGGAGGGCAAGGCGUGGUGAGAGUGGGAGGACUGUGACCAGUAUUGUGUUUGAUUUGUUUGUUUGUUUGUUUGUUUCUCUUUUCCUUGUGUGUAUCCCGACAUAUGUGAUGAUGUGUGACGAGUACGUACGGCGUCAACUUUUCUGCUUUCUUGUAUAUACCACGCACCAUCACCGCAUUUUCUUACGUAUGGCUAUAUUUCUUUG